AUGGGAUGGAGUUCAAAGAAACUUUCGGUUAAAAAAAUCAAGGUAAUUUCUUUCAAUAAUUAUCCGGUUGUCGAUAAAGUAAAGGCGAGACUUUCUAAAUGGAAAGUGAGGCACCUCUCGUUUGCUGGAAGACUGACCCUUCUGAAGUCGGUUCUGGGAAGUAUCCCGUCUUAUUACUUAUCUCUUUUCUACGCCCCGAAGAGUAUCGUUAACAAGAUUGACAGGAUUAGAAAGGACUUUCUUUGGGGGAUAACUGAUACGAAAAAGAAACUUAGAUGGGCCCGUUGGGAUUUUAUGUUGAGUUCUAAGAAGGCGGGCGGUUUGGGGAUCGGGAGAAUAAGAGAUUUUAACCUCGCGAUGCUAACUAAAUGGUGGUGGAGGUUUAAAUCGAACCCAAAUCAAUUAUGGGCCGAAGUCAUUGCGGGGAUUCACAAGAAUAAUUCAGGUGAUCAGUUAAUUCCAAUUAAAAUAUCGGUCCCCGGGGUUUGGAAGGAUAUUGGUGGCAUGAAACAGGUUUUAGAGAAGAUGGGCAUAAUCAUCGGCGAUAAUCUUAUAUUGAAGGAUGGUUGCUGGUCAUGGCGUUCUAAUAAAGACAAAACCUUUUCGGUGAAGCAAGUGCGUAUCGACAUUGAAGGGUCUUUGGGGACUGAUUCAAGCAGCACUUCGUUGUUUGAUUGGAAUAUUUGGUCCCCCCCUAAAGUGAAGUUGCUGAUGUGGAGAGCUUUGCUCGGCAAAGUUGCGUCUAAGGUUGGCUUAGAUCAUAGGGGUAUAUCGGUGCCAGACGUCUCCUGUCCUCGAUGUGGAAUAAAUGCCGAGCACCCGGACCACAUUUUCUUCAAUUGUCUUUGGGCCAGAAGUUUAUGGUGGAACGUGUUGUCUUGGGUUCGGCUAAAGUUUCCUCUUCAUUGCGCUUCCUUGUCGGCUCUUGUUUCAUACAUUAAAGAGACACCGGGUGGAAGGGUGUGGAAAAAAUUGGUGCAGAUGAUAGUUGCUGCCAUGGUCUGGAGAAUUUGGAGCGCCAGAAACGCCAAGGUUUUUGAAGGCAAGUUUAUCCCUAUUCGGCAGUCGGUCGAUCUCGUUAAGGAGGACACGUUCUUGUGGAUUUGCAACCGAUCGAAGCUCAAAAAGCUCUCUUGGGAGAACUGGGAUAAGUUCGAUGUUGUUGACUUGAUGUAA
This is a messenger RNA of Helianthus annuus (common sunflower), 1176 nucleotides long. RefSeq lists its product as uncharacterized. The record is from RefSeq and is a predicted model, not a curated record. NCBI's taxonomy places the organism in Eukaryota, Viridiplantae, Streptophyta, Magnoliopsida, Asterales, Asteraceae. The transcript has 2 exons. Bases 1 to 1176 code for a protein of 391 amino acids.